This is a messenger RNA of Emiliania huxleyi CCMP1516, 3125 nucleotides long. RefSeq lists its product as hypothetical. NCBI's taxonomy places the organism in Eukaryota, Haptophyta, Isochrysidales, Noelaerhabdaceae. The record is from RefSeq and is a predicted model, not a curated record. The transcript has 4 exons. The coding region runs from base 1 to 2979 and encodes 992 amino acids.
AUGGCCGGCGACUCGCUGGCGGGGAGCCUCGGGGAGGUCCCCGCCAAAGAUGUCGCAGUCAUCGCAAAAGCCGCUUCUGAAGAAGCCGCAAAGUGGCUCAAGCGCAACAACGUCGAGGCGGGCGCCGGCACGCUCGCCUAUGCCGGCACCCUCCUCAAGAUCAGCACCUCCAGCGACCAGAGGACGCGGACCGGCAUAUUCAUCCUCAUCGCAUCAGGGGGCACCGUUUACAUCGAACCCCUCUCAAGCAAGGUCAUCGCGAGCGCCACCGACGCGCUGAUCAAGCUGUACCUGCAGUCGGACACCCCGGAGCGUCGCACGAGCAUGUCCGAGUACGUUGAGCUCUCUUUCGCCGACAAGAUCAAGUUGCCCCAGCAGUUUGGAGGCCCCGCUACCACCGUCACCCGCACCCUGGUGGACGACACCGAGCUCAACCGUUUCGUCUCCGUCUCGCACGUGGACAAGCGCGCCCUCGCUGCCAUCAACAACGCCGUCUACCAGGUCCUCCUCGACAAGAUCGUCGUCGGCGAGCGGCCCCGCGAGGAGAUCAUGCGCCUCGUCGACGGGCUUCCUGGGCUUGCAACCGCAACCACCCUCCUCGUUGCCCUCUACUCCAAGGUCUCCGGUGCCGACCCCGACCUCCAGGAGCGGGCCUACGAGGAGCUCGCUCGGACGCCCCUCCUCGCCGGCGGCUUCGGGCGGGAGGCCGAGCAGGAGCGUCGAACCGUCACGCGCCAUCACGAGCGCCGGCACGUUCUGAUCUCGGCCCCCGCCGCGAUCAUCGUCUUCGACACCGGUGCCACCGAACACAUUCAUCCCAACCAGGCCGACCUCAUCAACACCAGGCCGAGCAACGUCACCUUCAUCGGCCUCAGCGGGGAGGCAGCCGACGCCUCCGUCGUCGGCGACCUUCCCCUCGUGCUCACCGACGCCGCCGAGAGGGAGUUUCCAUUCCUCCUCCGCGGCGAGUCCACCAUGCCCCCCAAGAAGUCGCGCGGUAGCAGCACGCUGAGCACGAAGCAGAAGCAAGUCGCAAGCAAGCUGGAAGUGCUUGCCUCCCUCCCCACGAAGCACGGAGGCCUCUCGCUCCCAUGGUAUCACCUCACGGGCAUCUACGGCGAGGGCUCCUUCUUCGAGGACGUCGAAGGCGGCGACCUGCAGCUUGUCAUCGUCCGUUCGGAGAUUUCAGACGCGGCCGAGCACAACCGCGCCGCCCAGCGCUUCAAGAUCUUCCUCGAGGCGGCCUGCCUUGGGUGGGACGAGAACAGGAGGCGAUGGCGAGACAGCACGGGUCCAGCGCCUUGGCACGAGUUGACCUUCGAGAGGGAGAAGGCCGUCGAGGGCCGCCUGGUCGCCGAUGCGGCCGUUUGGGCGCUGCGCGAGGUCGCCGCCGGCCGCAUCCACACCGUGCAGGGCCCGCGCGCCCGCGAGCCCCAGUUCCGCUCGCCGCACUUCCUCUACGAUCUGACCGCGGAGUCGCUGCGCGCCGCGUGGCUUCCGCUCGAUGUGGAGGGGGUGUGCGCCGUCGUCCAUUCGUGGGCGCGCAAGGUCAGCUGGAAGAAGCUCGACGAGAGGAUGCUGCGCUGCUCGCCGCUGGGCGAGCACCUGCCGUCGCAAGCGCAGCUGUUCCACUGGCUGCUCACGCAGGCGGUGGGGCGGAUGCCGGUGACGUACGCCGACGAGGCAUACGUCGCACUCGCCACCGGCAGCGCGCCCGCCGCGCCCACCGGCAGCCCCGCUUCCGGGGCGCGCUUCGAGGCGGAGGCCGAGCGCAAGGCCCGGCUCGAGUCGAUGGCACGCGAGAAGCCGCUCGCGCUGCUCUGGCUCGCCUUCCUUCGCGGCGCGACGCGCUGCCUGCUCACGCCCGAGCACGCGUGCCACGCCGCCUUCGCCGACGAUGACACGUACCCCCUCUGGCGCUACACCAACGACGUGCUCCGGGCGCUUCCCGCCGAGAUGCACCUCGUCGCGGCGUGCGCCGACAGCCCCGAGUGGGCAAACGUCAGCCAGACCUACGCCGAAUGGCCGGCCGAGGCGACGCUCAGCCUCGCCGAUGCGGCCCGCUCGCUCGCGCUCCAUGCGCAGUGGGGGCCUAGCAAGGGCGCCGCGCCGCGCAAGGCGGCGGGCCUGCUCACGAUGAGCGACCUCGGCUGGCGCUGGCGCGACGACAAUAACAUCUUCUCCCUCCGCGAGCCGCCGCCGCUCCUCCCGGAGCCGGAGGCGGACGUGCUGGUGCGGCUAGCGCGACCGGCGGACGGCGCGGCGACGGCCCUCCCUGAGGUGAAGGGGCGGCUCAAGAGAGCUCUCGCUCACGUCGAUGCGUGCGUGGCGCUCUUUGACCACGCGCUCCACCUGCACCUGUAUCGGUGGGAGUACGACUCCAAGAGCAAGUGCGACCUUUGCUUCUUCCUGGACCAGCGUGAUCGAAUCGGGCUCCCAAACUUGCCCGUUUGCGGUUCGCUCCUUCGCGGCGGCCACCGUCUCCAUCUGGCCAUGCCGCAGAAGCACCGCUUCGAGGACGACGGGCCGAGCGCGGCCGGACAGGUGCUGCUCGAAGGAAGUGCCGCUCAGCGGCAGGAGCUGCUCGCAGCCCUCCGUCAAAUCGCGGCCGAACGGGGCGAGGGCGCGCUCGAGGGCAUCGUCGGCGACGAUCUGCGGAUCGCGAUGCCGCACUCAUCGCAGCAGCUGGUCAACGAGUGCAUGCUCGCCCUGCUCGCCCUGACCAAGUCUGCGCGCGUCUCCAAGCCGGCACAACUCGCGGCGGCGCUGCACCUGUGCAGGCUGCCGGCCAGCGAGGCAGAGGUUGCGGCGAGGCUCGACGCGCCGAAAGCCACACCGGCCCUGCUCGACGCGGGCUUGCGGCGCCGCCGCUGGCAGCAGCGGCGCUGCUUCUUCUUGGUCCGCCAGCACGGGCCGAGCAGCCAUGUGCUCUGCCGCCUCCCGCGGGAGCUCUUCGAGCACGUGGUGAGCUUCGCGUGACAGACCAUUUGGAUUUGCGCGUCGAGGUCGAUCGGACCGAACGAGAGUGGGCCAUGAAACUGAAUCAAAUUGUCGAUUGUGAUUUGUGAGUAUGUGACGAAGGGUGUGCCCUCUGAAGACUGAACAAGAAUUGUUUCAAGCGGAGC